Molecule: messenger RNA, 1342 nt
Organism: Sapajus apella (tufted capuchin)
Lineage: Eukaryota; Metazoa; Chordata; Mammalia; Primates; Cebidae
Product: small kinetochore-associated protein-like
Exons: 1
Biological process (GO): mitotic sister chromatid segregation; regulation of attachment of spindle microtubules to kinetochore; spindle organization
Cellular component (GO): microtubule plus-end; mitotic spindle; kinetochore
Source: RefSeq, a predicted model, not a curated record
CUGUGCCUCCUUGUUAUGACCAUUGUGUCUAAAACAGUGUAUUGCCUGCAGCCCACCUUUGCACUAAGCAGCGGCCAGCCCGCAGACACACAAAUUCAGGCCACUUCUAAGAGUCUCUUACCUGUUAGGUCCAAAGAAGUUGAUGUUUCCAAACAGCUUCAUUCAGGAGGUCCAGAGAAUGAUGUUACAAAAAUCACCAAACUGAGAUGAGAGAAUAGGCAAAUGAAAGCUACUGACACCACCACCAGAAGGAAUGUCAGAAAAGGUUACAAACCACUAAGUAAGCAAAAAUCAGAGGAAGAGCUCAAGGACAAGAACCAGCUCUUGGAAGCCGUCAACAAGCAGUUGCACCCAAAGUUGACUGAAACUCAGGGAGAGCUGAAGGACCUGACCCAGAAGGUAGAGCUGCUAGAGAAGUUUCAGGACAAUUGUUUGGCAAUUUUGGAGAGCAAGGGCCUCGAUCCAGCUUUAGGUAGUGAGACCCUGGCAUCACAACAAGAAUCCACUACUGAUCAUACGGACUCUAUGUUGCUGUUAGAAACUUUGCAAGAGGAGCCGAAGCUUUUUAAUGAAACAACAAAAAAGCAGAUGGAGGAAUUACAGGCCUUAAAGGUAAAGUUGGAGAUGAAAGAAGAAAGAGUCUGAUUCCUAGAACAGCAAAUCAUAUAUAACAAUCAAGUAAAUGAUUUAACAGCAGCCCUUAAGGAAAUGGAACAGCUAUUAGAAAUGUAAGAAGCGGCAAGUGGCCAGAUGGCUCCCUCUUGGGCAUAAACUCUCGGAGGAAGCCACUUAGAACAUCUUCUUGGCCAUGAUCUCCUGGGACUCACCAUCUCCAGAAUGAAAACAGUAUCUACACUAGAAUUAAGUACAGUUUAUGCUGAAAUGACCAUUCCUCAUUUAAGCAAGUUUUUUCAACCUUCAGGUUGGUCAGCCCUCCUGAGCCUCACAGGUGGAUAAUUGAGGCCUAUAAGAGUGGGGGCGCCUAGGAGCUUGGAUUGACCUUCUAGGCAACCACCUGAUUCCAGCACACCAUUAGAAUCGGGAGACUACUAACCACCAACAACCAGAGGAUCUAAAACGUCACAUUCAGAUUUUCGGGAAGAAAAUCUUCAUUACAGUAGAGCACAAGUGUUCCAUGGGAGACAUCAUAGAGCCAUGCUGUCCCCUUCUAACCUGGAACACAUUCUGUCUAGUCCUGGUAGAGGUCUGUGCCUCCUUAUUAAUUUAUGAACUUGAAGUUGCUUGAAGUGUUUUGGGCUUAACAAAUGGGGUGAAAGUAUCGGUAGUAAUAACACCUACAUGAAACAAUACACCUUGAAGCUUUCUAAAUAUAAAAAAAAAA